This is a messenger RNA of Candidozyma auris, 684 nucleotides long. RefSeq names its product Rcn1p (gene RCN1). The coding region runs from base 1 to 684 and encodes 227 amino acids. Gene Ontology annotation, biological process: calcium-mediated signaling. The transcript has a single exon. Lineage: Eukaryota; Fungi; Ascomycota; Pichiomycetes; Serinales; Metschnikowiaceae. The record is from RefSeq and is a predicted model, not a curated record.
AUGCCCAGGCAGCCGACAAAUACGCUCAUAGUUUCACGCUUAACAGGAGAAGCAAAGGAGAAUCCUGCGGUGCUUGCAGGAUUCUUAGCUGAACAAGGAAUUCAAGUAGAACUUGUGUCCCUUCCUAAGCUCGAGCGCUACAUUAUCAUCUGUGGCACCCUGUCACUUGCCAUAUACGUGAGAGAUUACCUCAAAUCGAAAUUGGAACCGUCCGUCAGUAUCGACUUCAGUCUCAAGGAUAAUCAUCUGGCAAUUCUAGGAGAAGAAAACUGGGCACUAAAGGCUGCAGACACCCAAUACUUGGAGCUUCCAUCUGAAAGCGGCAGUCGAAGAUUUCUCAUUCUGCCUCCUCUUUCACCGCAAGGAGAAUGGAAUGACUAUGAUAAAGUUGAAGAGGGACCCAACCAAAAGGCUGUGUAUUCUCCCGAGGAGCUCUCGCAUUUGCUCUGGGACAGGUUUGGCGGCUUCGAUAGCACCCAUGUGAAGAAGUACAAGGAAGAAAGUGAAGAUGAAGAGGAAGAAAUUGAAAAUGACGGAGAAGUUUACGAUAUAAGCCAGCAGCCCCAGGUGCUUUUUGAAAAUAUUGAUAAUGGAGUGCCUGCCAUAGUGGUUGACUCGGUGCGCCACCAGAAAUCACGAAGAACCCCGCCGUUACCGAAAACUGCCAUGCCCCCAAUGGACUAA